Molecule: messenger RNA, 4855 nt
Organism: Corapipo altera (White-ruffed manakin)
Lineage: Eukaryota; Metazoa; Chordata; Aves; Passeriformes; Pipridae
Product: KIAA1755 ortholog
Exons: 14
Coding region: 93-3890 (1265 amino acids)
Source: RefSeq, a predicted model, not a curated record
GGAGCCCCGGGCCGGAGAGCCCCGGCGAGGAGGAGGAGGGACGGGACGGUCGGUGCCGCGGCCCCCGGCCCCUCCGCCACUUCCUAGGAAACAUGCAGGAUGCCAGGUCGCUGGAUGCAGCAGUGCAGAGUGCCCUCCAGGCCCUCUACCCGCCCUUCGAAGCCACAGCCCCGACUGUCCUGGGCCAGGUGUUUCGGCUGCUGGAGACCAGCUACCAGGGUGAUGGGCUCUGCUGCCUGCUCCAGUUCCUCAUCCCGGCCAAGCGGCUCUUCGAGCACCUGCGGCAGGCAGCCUGUGCUCCCUACUUUAACCGCAUCUUUCUCCAUGAAGGCUGGCCCUUGUGUCUGCACGAGAAGGUGGUCGUGCACCUGGCACCGCUCAACCCCCUCCUGCUGCGCCCCGGGGACUUCUACCUGCAAGCGGAGCCCUGCGAGGAGCACUCGGCGCGCGUCACCGUGAAGCACCUCUCCCUGGACCUGCGCUCGGUGGAGGAGACGCCAGUCCCUGAGGCCGCCCACGCACUGCUCUUCACUGAGGCGUGGCUGGAGGAGGUGAACAGCAGCUGGGCUGGGGACCCCCUGCACACCUGCCUGGUGGCCACCGAGAACGGCGUUACCCCGCUGCCGUGGAGCCGGAUUGCCACGCCAGAGUUCGUCAACAAGCCCAGGGCUGGAGCAGAUGGUGUGCCCACAGGUGCCCGGCAUGAACCUGCUCCUCAGACUGCACCCGAGCCAGCAGGACCCGGCAUGCCCGUGCCCCACAGCACGGCAAAUGUCCCUGUGCCCUAUGGCAACAUUGCAGGCACCAUCCCAGGCUGCAAGGCCACCUCUUGGAAGUUGAGCCAGGGACGAUACCCGGGACUGAUCAAGGUGGAGCAGGCUGGGCUGGGGAAGAAGCCAUCCACUCUGGCUGUGCCCAGCCUCUGCGAGAUCAUCAGCCAGAACCUGGAGGGGGAGUAUGUGAACCUGCUGGAGCAAUCCCAGGAGCAGCUGCAUGUCCUAACCAGGCCCCUGCUGCCCACCUGCCCACCAGGGACAAUGGGGGCUGGGGCUGAGGUGAUGCUCCCCUGGGAAAAUGGGGGACUGGGGGCAGAUACCUGGCCCUGUGGGGGGGCACUGAGCUCAGAGGAGAGUCCCUGCAGCCCGUGCCUGGGGAGGAAGCUGAGCCAGGAGCCAGGGCUGCAUGGCCCGAGGUGCCGCCACCGUGACUCCUACCUGGCUGCGCUGCAGAACCCAGUGAGCUUCAGCCCCGGGCUGAUGGCAGCCAUCCUGGAGGAGCCAGAUGGCUACAGCCCCGACUUGCCCCCUGCUGCACCCCGUGAGACCCCUGCACAGCAUGGGAAGAGGGCCAGCAACCCCAUGCUCCUCAGCCACCAGCCCCACCAAGCAACUCCCAGGGUGCCAGCGGAGGCGUUGGCGCAGCGGGGCAGCCCCCGGCUCCCCCUGGGCUCCAGCCACAAGUUCUCCUUCCUGAAGGGCGCUCGGCUCGGGGCAGCUCCCACAGAUGAAAGAGCCACCAGCCAGCAUGAGGGGGCCUGGAAGAAGAUGUCAGCCAUCUACUCACCCAGGAUGGGCAGAGCCAGGGCAGCUGGGAAAGGUACAAAUGCUGCUGCCCCCGUGGAGGAACGCUCCCUGGAAAGCAUCGGCUGUAAGAAUGGUCCUCCCGUGCCUGGCACCAGCCCUGCUGGCUGGGAGCCACUGGCCUGGCUGGACCUGCACGCGGGGCUGCUCCGCUCUGGCAUCGUCUGCCUGCCAGGGAGCUCGGACAGGUUGGGCAGGGCCCUCCUUCUGGUGACCACCAGUGGCAGCGCCUGGGGAGCUGCGUGGUGCUCAACUGCUGAGUUGGCGAGGCUCAUCCUCUACCUCUGCUCCCUCCCCAGGCGAGAAGUGAGGAAUGGCGAGAGGCGAGAACCGAAGGACGUGGGGCUGACGGUCGUGGUGGAUGCCAGGAAGCAGCCGCCCGCUCCCGUAUUGUUCUCUGCCCUCCGCUCCAUCCAGAGCGUCUCCCCGGGCUGCAUCCACAGUGUGCUGCUGCUGGCUGAGAAGGAGCUGGUCGCCCACCGUGAGAGGCUGCCCGGGGUGCUGGUGGAGACUCUGACAUCGCUGAAGGCUCUGGGCCGCCAUGUCGACAGCUCCCAGCUACCCCCGGAGCUGGAUGGUGCCUUCCCCUACUGCCACGGCGAGUGGGUUCAAUUCUUCCAGAAGCUGCAUCCCUUCACGGCUGGCCUCAGGCAGGCAUCGGAGCUGCUGCAGCGCUGCAUCCAGGAACUGCAGAGCACCGACACGCUGGCAGGGACACGGGAUGCAGCUGCAGGCGUCAGGAGGCACCAGGAGCUGAUGCAGAAGGUGCUGAGCGACCCACAGCUGGUGCAGGUGCAGCGUGAGGGGGGCUUCGUGCUGGCCAGGCUGCGCAGGGAGGCCGCCCGCCUCCGUGCCUCUGACCACGUCAGGGCUGGCAUGGAGUUGGCUGAGGGGCUGUACAGUCAGCUAGAGGAAGAGCUUCACGACCUGGUGUCCCAGUCCAACAGUUGCCUGGAGCGCCUGGAGUUCCUCCGAAAGGUCCGGGAGCUCGAGACCGAGUUUAGCAAGCUCGGGUGCUGGCUGGACGGGGAGGCAGCAGCGCGGCUGCAGGAGAUGGGCACCGAGGAGUGGAGCCCCGACAGCUGCCAGGGCUCUGCCAAACACUUCAAUGAGUUCCUGGCCCAGGCCACGGCUCAGUACCAGCACGGCCUGACCCUGUGCCGGGAAGUGGCUGAGGUCCGAGAUGCAACAUUUCCCGAGGCAGAUGCCUUCCAGGUGGCUGCAGCCCUUUUCCAGACAAAGCUGAUGAGCUUCUCCAAGCAGCUGGAGCGGCGGCAGGCAGAAUGGGAGCUGCUGCAGGAGCUUGCCCAGUUCUCCAACAAGGUCACAGGGCUGAAGCUGGACUGCCGGCAGUGCUCGGCCCGGGUGCAGCACGGGGAGGGCCAGGCACUGAGGUGCCUGCAGAGAUCCUUCCAGAAGCUCUCGAUGGAGUUUGGCCUGGAGAAGCUGCAGGAGAUGAAAGCUCAGGUGCGCAGGAUGCAGAGCAGCCAAGGGCUGGCAGCCUGGACAGAGGCACGGCACAGGUACCAGGAGACCCGGCAGGUCCUGGAGGAGAUGCUGGCAGAGCUGCAGGAGGCCUGGGGAGUGCAAGCUGACAGGCAGGGAGACUCCUCCAGCCCCCCCAGCCCAGAGUGUGCAGCCCCUUGCACAGAAGCCCCCAUCUGCAGAGCAGCUGCCAGCCCCAAGCCAGUAGUGCCGGGGGGUCAGGGGGUGGCAGAGCAGCCAGAGCCCAGCCCUGAGGGGCCAGGACAGCACCAGGGGCCAGGACAGCCCUGGGCCAACUCUGCUCCUGGCCCCACACUGGGUGCAGAGCCGAGUUCCCCACAGCCCUGCUGUCAGCUGGGGCCUGAGGGUGCCCGCACCUCUCACCACUGUGUCUCUGCUGACACCCCCCUGCCCAAACCCGAGAGUGGAGCCAGCCUGGGAGCAGCAGGACACCUCACCCCGGAGCGCAGGCAGCCCCCUCGGAGGCGUCCCUUCACGCUGCCUCCCUGGAUGCGCUUUCCAGGUGCUGACCAGGCAUGUCCCACUGCUGUGCCCCAUGGGACUGCCUCGGAUCCCAGUACACCUGGCCCACCACCGGGGCCGCGGGCAGAAGCUGCCCAGUACUUUCAGGUUUCCAGCCAGAGCAGUUUCUCCUCUGAGGACUCAGACUCACAGAACUCCGUGGAAGAAUCCCCAGCAGUGAGCUCGGCUUUGCCCCGGGAUCUUCCGAGUCCCAGACCACCCUGCCCCUCUGAAAAGCCCCCUGAGAUUGUUUACCUGGAGAACCACCACACAGAGAGUCUAGCUAAAGCAAAUGCCAAGUAACCAGUCCCUCCAGUUGAGGCUCUUACUGUCCAGCUGUGGAAGUCUCAAUCACCAACUGGAUGGGACUUCCCAUGCUCAGAAGUGGUAUGCUGGGGACUCUUACCCAACCUUCAGUCCCAGAAUCUUUGGUUCCCUGUCCUUAGUGCUCUCCCUGCUGGGGAUUGGCAGUAACCCCAUCACCAGCUCAUGAGAUUCGUUAAUAAUCUACCAGGCGUGUAGCAAUAUUCCCAUAAAGUGCCUUUAUCCUUACCAGUGCCAGCCUCAGCUUGGGCAGCAGGGAAGGUUCCCACAGUCAGCAGCUGUGCCUGGAGCAUGCCAGGGGAGUGCAGACCUGUGCCGAGGCAUUCCUGCCAUUGACUGUGCUCCCCACUCCUCCGGGUGGUUUUACCAUCCCCUGCACCAGCUGAUCCCCAUUGAUGGGCCUUGUGUUUGUGUGCUCAUUAACACGGGACUAAUGCCAUUAACAUUAAUAAACCUGUAGAAAAAUACCUGGAGUGGUCCCCGUGGAGCAGAGCAAGAAGUCAUGUCCUGCUGAGAGCCAGGUGCUGGGCUGCUCACCUGGGCUCCAGCUGCUCCCACCACCCCAGCCCAGUGCCCAUGGGCAGCCAGUGCCACCAUGAAGGCCCCCUGUGCCCCCCACAUGGGCUGAACCCACAGCCUGGCUCUCCUGCUUGCUGCCAGCACCCUGUUCCUGUUCAAAGGACCCUUUUGUAAGGGUUAAGUGCCUCAGUCUCUGGUUCCCCCUCCCAGUACAUUGAGGAUGGUGUCAUCCUGCCCAGCCUCCCCACUCUGUUUUGGGAACGCACUGCCCUGGAGCCUUGGGGACCCAUUCGAGCUGGGUGCGACCUUGCUGAUUCCAGUCCAAAGCAGCCUGGGGUCCCCAGAGAUCCCAUCCCCGUGGGUGUGUCCCCCCCGCCAUGCACUGCCUGUUUGGGCACCUAGGAGCGGGCGAAGGCAGGCGGGAC